Akanthomyces muscarius is the source of this 909-nucleotide messenger RNA. RefSeq lists its product as uncharacterized. The coding region runs from base 1 to 909 and encodes 302 amino acids. Gene Ontology annotation, cellular component: mitochondrion. Lineage: Eukaryota; Fungi; Ascomycota; Sordariomycetes; Hypocreales; Cordycipitaceae. The record is from RefSeq and is a predicted model, not a curated record. Gene Ontology annotation, molecular function: guanine nucleotide transmembrane transporter activity. The transcript has 7 exons.
AUGUCUCCUGCAGCUGGCGCAAACGAAAAGGAGUCCAACCUCGCCCGAGUGCUCGGUUCCGGCUCUGCUGGUAUUGCCGAGCUGGCCGUCUUCCACCCCGUCGACACAAUUGCGAAGCGACUGAUGAGCAACCAGACCAAGAUUGCCAAUGCCAGCGAACUGAACAAGGUCAUCUUCAAGGACACAGCCACCGCAUCUGCCGGCCGCAAGUUCUUCUCUCUGUUCCCCGGUCUUGGCUACGCCGCCGGCUACAAGGUCCUUCAGCGUGUAUACAAGUACGGCGGUCAGCCCGUGGCCCGUGACUGGCUCAGCCAGCAUUAUGGCAAAGACUUCGAGAACACCUUUGGCAAGAAGACUGGCAAGGCCGUCAUGCACUCCACUGCUGGCAGUUUGAUUGGUAUCGGUGAAAUUGUUCUCCUGCCCCUCGAUGUCCUUAAGAUCAAGCGCCAGACCAACCCCGAGGCUUUCCGCGGCCGUGGUGUCAUGAAGAUUAUCGGUGACGAAGGCUUCGGGCUGUACCGUGGCUGGGGCUGGACUGCUGCCAGAAACGCUCCUGGUUCCUUUGCUCUGUUCGGUGGCUCUGCCUUUGCCAAAGAGUACCUCUUCAACUUGCAAGACUACAACAAGGCCUCUUGGUUCCAGAACUUUAUUGCUUCUAUUGCCGGUGCCUCUGCUUCCCUUGUCGUCUCUGCUCCUCUCGAUGUUAUCAAGACCCGUAUCCAGAACCGCAACUUUGAGAACCCCGAGAGCGGUUUCCGCAUCCUGUCCAACAUGGCCCGCAACGAAGGCUUCUCCAGUUUCUUCAAGGGUCUUGUGCCCAAGCUCCUCAUGACUGGCCCCAAGCUGGUCUUCUCCUUCUGGUUGGCGCAGACGUUGAUUCCCGCGUUUGAUGUCAUGUUCCGAAAGUAA